UGGCUGCAGCAGCUGUAGCCACUUCUUUUUGCUGCCAUGUAGCAUAUUCUGCCAAUGAUUGAGUUGUGGCAAGGGACUUCUCAGGGGUCCCAAGGGUCCCAAGUGCUGCGAGAAGAGCUGGGCGCUGGUGGCGAGAGGGUGGAACUCCCCCCCUGCAAGUUCUGGCCACCCGCCGAGGAAACCGCAGUGCCGGUGGUAGCUUCCAUCGUGGGAACCCAUCAGCCCGUGGCUUUCUGGAAUGAGGAUCUGGGGCUUCAUCCACUCAGUCCUCUCUGGAAUGGGGUCUCGAAGAUGAUGAUACGGAAUGUGCCAGCAAGAACCUCGCAAUCCGAGAUGGAAGAUCUUCUGCGCUCCGUGACAGGCGACUUCCGGCUUCAGAUGCCGAGGUCAUCGGAGCGAAAGUGCAAGGGUUAUGCGUUUGUUGAAGGCGCGCCGGGGAACAAGAGCCAAAGGGUCAGCUCGCUUGAAGUUUCAAAACCAAAAAUCCGGCAAUGA
Messenger RNA from Cladocopium goreaui, 495 nucleotides. NCBI's taxonomy places the organism in Eukaryota, Dinophyceae, Suessiales, Symbiodiniaceae. The record is from the annotation of a GenBank genome assembly.